Molecule: messenger RNA, 1380 nt
Organism: Arachis duranensis
Lineage: Eukaryota; Viridiplantae; Streptophyta; Magnoliopsida; Fabales; Fabaceae
Product: leucine-rich repeat receptor-like serine/threonine/tyrosine-protein kinase SOBIR1
Exons: 1
Biological process (GO): protein phosphorylation
Molecular function (GO): protein kinase activity; ATP binding
Source: RefSeq, a predicted model, not a curated record
UCUGUUCGCUCGUUUCGGAACCUCAGACACUUCAACUUCUCCGGCAACAGUUUCCUCGAAGGCUCGACGCCGAUUGUUCCACGACGCUUCAUCUUCGCCGAGGACGACGGAGAGAGCAACGACGGCAUAACCGCUCUCGCGCCAUCUCCGAGAUCAAACAAAAGGAGGAGGAGGAGCUACUUUCCCAGCGCUUCUUCUCCGGCUCCCGGACCGGCACCUCACCACCACCACAAUCACAGGAGAAAGAUUCUGGGAUGGAUCCUCGGUUUUCUGGCCGGAGCAUUUGCAGGAAUAAUAUCCGGUUUCAUAUUCUCAUUGCUUUACAAACUGACAAAGGCAUUACUGAAAAGAGGAGGCAAAGGCGCUGGCCCUGAUAUCUUCAGCCCUCUGAUCAAGAAAGCCGAGGAUUUGGCAUUCUUGGAGAAAGAAGAUGGUUUGGCGAACUUGGAACUCAUCGGAAAAGGUGGCUCCGGCGAGGUUUACAAGGCGGAGUUACCAGGAAGCGACGGAAAAAUGAUUGCCAUAAAAAAAAUCAUACAACCACCGAAGGAUGCGAGUGAAAUGGCGGAAGAAGAGAGCAGAGAUUUGCAUAAAAAGAUGAGACAAAUCCGGUCGGAAAUCAACACAGUCGGCCAUAUCAGACACCGGAAUCUGUUACCCCUUCUUGCUCAUGUUUCCCGCCCUGAUUCUCACCUCUUGAUUUAUGAAUACAUGAAGAAUGGAAGCUUGCAAGAUUUGUUACACAGAAUUCAAGAGGGAAAUCAGGAACUGGACUGGUUAUCAAGGCACAAGAUCGCCAUUGGAGUAGCUUCUGGACUUGAGUACCUUCACAUGAGUCAUAGUCCAAGAAUCAUUCAUAGAGAUCUCAAACCAGGAAACAUUCUUCUUGAUGAUGAUAUGGAAGCUAGGAUCUCCGAUUUCGGUCUUGCAAAAGCAAUGCCUGAUGCUCAAACUCACAUUACUACUUCCAAAGUUGCGGGUACAGUUGGUUACAUUGCACCAGAGUAUCACCAGAUUCUUAAAUUCACUGAUAAGUGUGACAUUUUCAGCUUUGGGGUGGUGCUUGGAGUUUUAGUGACCGGAAAACUUCCCUCUGAUGACUUCUUCCAACACACGGAUGAGAUGAGUAUAGUGAAAUGGAUGAGGAAGGUUAUCAUCUCGGAGAAUCCAAAGGAAGCCAUUGAUGAGAAGCUUCGUGGGAAUGGUUUUGAGGAGCAAAUGCUUCUUGUUCUUAAGAUUGCAUGCUUUUGCACUAUGGAUGAUCCUAAGGAGAGACCUAAUAGCAAGGAUGUUAGGUGUAUGUUAACUCAAAUCAAGCAUUGAUGACAUGAAUCUCUCUUAAAUAAAGUGAAAAAGAAACAAAGGACUAGAUUCUCUCUA